UACUGACGAGCCCGGUGCCCUUCGGCCCAUUGGCUGAUACCUGGCCGCUCCGCUGCCACUCCGAGUCUGCCGAACAGAGCGCAUCGCCGUAACCAGGCCGCCAUCUUGGAACGCACCAGGGGCCUUCUCGAAGGUCACAGGUCAGGUUUCGCAGAAGAGGCGUGAAGCGUGGCCGCGCUCGGAGGAGAAUGGCGGUGAUUGUGACGCAGGGGCUCCGCGUCCUGCUGCAGAGCCUCAGGUCCGCUCCGCCGCCGAGACCCCGCGUCCGCGACUGCCGGCGCUGCGCCAGACGAUAUUUACUGUCAGACAAUGUGAUACGUUUGCUGGAGUUCCAACAGAAGAAGGUUGCACUUGCAAAUCAGUUAUAUAUCAGUAGGGAUCAAUAUUUCAAAUCAAUUCAGGAAAAAUUAAAUACAAAUGAACUAAUCCUCAAGGAUGAUUUAAAAAUGUUGUUGCAUUUGUGCCAAAUGCCAGCAGAUGUAGAACUAGCAAAGGAUGUAAUUUACAGAUACCAUGCUGAAAACAAAAACAUGGCCUUUGGAGAAUUUAAGUUUGGACCUCUGUUUGUAAGGCUGUGUUAUGAAUUGGGUCUUGAAGGAACUGCAGAAGAGAUGGUGAAAGACCAGAAUCUGAAGGGUUUCUUCAAUGAUUCAACUUCAUUCAACAUUUUGAUGGACAUGCUGUUCAUGAAGGAAAGCUAUGAGCGUGCCUUGGAAGUGCUAUUGGAAAUGAAAAAUCAGGAAAUAAGAUUUAAUAAAGACACCUACACAUUGGCAUUUGCUAUCUGUUACAAGCUGAAUACGAUUGAAUCCUACAAGUUCUGCACUGCGUUGUUAGAAGAAGUAUUGACAAGUGGCAAUUUUGUCCCCCGUCAUGCAUUCUGCUUUGCAGUAGCAUUUGCAAUCAAACAGAAUGAUAUUGAAAAGGCUUCAUCAAUCUUUUCGCGGAUUAUACACAUGAACAACAACAUUUGUCAUAAUCUUCAUGUCUAUCUACUGGCUUUGUCAGGAGAACAGCAGAACCUGAUCUCUGCUUUGGAGGCAGCUCUUGGAUGCAGUGUCUCGAAACUUGUGAAGAAAGUGUCUUUUUCACAAGAAGUGAUGGCUCUAGUCCAAGAAGCUAUGGAGAACAACACAGAGCUACAAAGCCAGUAUGAGGGUAUCUAUGGAUUACUGCAAAAAUCUGGACAAAUCACAGCACUGAGUCUCGAUGACAUACUCUGCCAAACACCAGUUGGAAAGAAACCUCUUAACCCUUUGCUAGAUCAAAGGAAAAUUAGCCGGCGGACUUUCAAACCUCUGCGGUCAACAUUGCUGUCUGAGUAACAGGAAUGGACUAUGCAAUCUUAGACAUGUGCAUCUCUGCAUCCUUUGUAAAUUAGUGGUGUCCAUUUGCUCACCUGAAAGAACCGUUUUAAAGACUUGGUUCAAUUAACACUAAACAAUAUAAAGCGUACAUGAAAGGUAUUAAUUUUAGUUUCUUUACAGAACUUGUAAUUGUUACCGUAAGUGGAAAUAUUGAUCUUUUCUUCAUUUAUGAGAAGAUUGCAAAUGAAUAACCACAUAGUUUUACCUUGGAUAAGAUGUGGGAGGAAAAAGCAGUAUCCAAACCUAUUGCUUUUCUAUUUGUAUAUCCAGAGACCCUGCAAAUAAUUGAGAAUAUUUUAUCACAUUUUAUUAAUAAUUGAUCAUCUACUAUGGUUCACUUUAAAACAGACUUGUCCCAAAAGUACAAUGAAGCUCCAGGUGAUUGGUCACGAAUUUUGUAAAGUUAUAACAAUGCUGACAGAGUUGUUCUUACUGCAGGUAGAAAAGAACUGAGCUUUCUUUACUUGCAGAAAUAACUUCCAUAAUUAGUGGAACAAGUAGUGGUUCUUUUUUAGGGUAAUUUCCUAUUUUCAGGGAUUUCAACAGGUUUAGAACACUGUUUCACUUUGCUUUCCUGUUUUGAUUGAAACAAAUGGUAUUUCAUGGCCAUGAGAGUGAGCAUUGGGCAAAAUUUCCUGAAGUUAUUUUGUAAUCUGUGGAGAGAGAAAAGGAGACAGAUUUCUGUCAUGUAUCCUUAUCACCAGUUUGUGAGAAUUCUUAGCAUUCUUGCUUAAAUGUGAUCAAAAAUGUUGGCAUAAGUAUAAACCAGAAGUGAGCCUCUUCUACCUCAUCCAACAUUUUUUAUUGCAGUUAAUAAGCAUAGAGAUUUCCUGUUGUCCUUUAAAUGACAAUAUAUUGUAAUUUUUUUCAAACACAAUUUACAUUCAAUUGUAUCUUUUAUCCAAAUUAGCAAAAUCUAUUUCCGUUCAUUAGAAAUCCUCUGUCAAGUAAUGUGAUGAAUUUUACCAAUAACACUUUCUGCAGUGUUUAUAAAUAAUGUGCAAUAAAAUAUUGCAAUAUCCUCUGUG
Molecule: messenger RNA, 2395 nt
Organism: Hypanus sabinus (Atlantic stingray)
Lineage: Eukaryota; Metazoa; Chordata; Chondrichthyes; Myliobatiformes; Dasyatidae
Gene: ptcd2
Product: pentatricopeptide repeat domain 2
Exons: 11
Coding region: 189-1325 (378 amino acids)
Biological process (GO): multicellular organism development; mitochondrion organization; regulation of mRNA processing
Cellular component (GO): mitochondrion
Molecular function (GO): RNA binding; protein binding
Source: RefSeq, a predicted model, not a curated record